AUGUCUGGUCCACAGACAAAGAAUUGGGCUUGGAAAUUUAUCCUUCGCUUGGCAACACGGCAAUUCAUUAUGAAAGAGCUCGGUCAGUGUGCCGUGCAUCUGGUAAGCAUCUCCUAUUCCACGUUACACUGAUACACGUCAGAUUAACCCAAAAUCAGGCAUCACAGCCGAGGAUAUCUUGUACUUAACACCGAAGUUCUGGAGUCUGCAUAUGGAUCGUACGUGUUCAGCUACUUUAAGUACCCCGAUCACAUUGCUGACAUGGGGGGACAGCAUUCGUGGCGCGAGAUUCGACGUGCCUGACUAUUCUCGUGAUUCAUUAUAAUCUAUGCCUCGGCACCAUCAUUCCCUUCGCCAGAAAAUCUCCAGAGAUUGCAAAACUCGUCCAGAAAAUGCUCAAAUUUGAUGUAAACGGACAGUUUAUGCUCACAGAACUAGACCACGGACUGGACGCCCGCAAUUUGGAGACCACAGCCACUCUGCAGCCUGAUGGCUCCUUUGAACUGCACACUCCACAUCCAGGUGCAGCGAAAUCCAUGCCACCAAAUACCACGGCGUCGGGAAUACCUCGAACUGCUGUCCUAUAUGCUCGGCUGAUUGUAGACCAGGAGGACCGUGGCAUCAGGCCUUUUGUUGUUCCUCUGAGCGAGGCAGGGCGAUUGAAACCAGGCGUUACCUCCAAGAUACUACCGGUGCGGCCAGGUACGAAACCUUUGGAUCAUUGCAUCACCACGUUUGAUAGAGUUAUUCUACCACCAUGGUGCUUACUGGGGUCCACGGAGAAGCCACAUGAUGAGCGUGCCUCAUUCAUGCGAUCAAUUUGGCGCGUCCCUAUCGGCAGCAUCAGUCUAUCCAUGGCGGGUAUCACCGGCAUCAAGAUUGGAACGCACCUCCUUGCUGCAUAUAGCCUGCGGCGAACGGUCGGAUCAACCAAGUCUGGAGAUUUAACGCCGAUCAUGUCCUUCAGCACACAGUAUCGCCCUAUUGUAAAUGGGCACGUCCAAGCCACCGUGCUUGAGGCAUAUGCCCGCUGGGCUAUCAAACAGUUCAUGAACCCGAAAGCUCAUCUUCUCGUUCGAUCUGCUAUUGGAGUUGUCUUCAAAACCACCGUCAUCCAAGCGUCUAAGAUCCUGACUGAAUUUUCAGAGAGAUGCGGCUGGCAGGGCCUGUUCUCGUACAAUCAAAUGAGCAACAUGUUCCUGAGCUUCCAGGGGAACGCUAUCGCUGAGGGUGAUACAUUAGUGCUUUGCAUCCGUAAGAAUAUUUUGACCAACUUUCUAUGUGCUGUUACUAACCUCGCCGUCGUCUAGGUCUAGCGUCAGAGCUCCUCGGAGAGAAAUAUGGUCUUCCUGAGGCGUUGAACCCUUCUAGUCUACUGGCUAGACGUGAAAUGCGAGCAAUGACAGAAGCCAAGACCAAGCUUUCUGAGAUUGGGGGAUAUAAAGCUCACCGCGGUGCUGAUUACAACCGGCAUAUAUUGCCACGCUCAAGGCCGUUAAUCGAAUCAAUCGGACACCGAAUGGCGUAUGAGGCCGCCAAAGAAGAAGGAGUCUCACCAAACAUUCUCACCCUCUACGAAAGUUUGUGCGUUGCGGUGGCACCUAGCAGCAUCUCUGACACCAUAGAUCAAGAUCGCUUGACGGACAUGUAUGA
This is a messenger RNA of Clonostachys byssicola, 1653 nucleotides long. The record is from the annotation of a GenBank genome assembly. Lineage: Eukaryota; Fungi; Ascomycota; Sordariomycetes; Hypocreales; Bionectriaceae.